GUUGGCGUUGGGUGUCCAGACGGCCGCAGACGACAUCGACGACAUCGGUGACGGGGGUAAUGGCAGCGGCGGCAGCAGCAGUGGAGUCCCCGGUCGCCGCGAUGGCGUCGGGAAUUCAGACGGCCGCAGCGGCGGCGGUAGCGACAUCGGUGAUGGGGGUAACGGCAUCGGCGACAGCAGCAGCGGCGUCCCCGGUCGCCGUGUUGGCGUCGGGUGUCCAGACGGCCGCAAGGGCAGCGGCGGCGGCGGCGGCGGCGGCGGCACCGGUGACGAAGGUAUGUGACGAAGAGAUGGAGGAAGCGGUUGGUGCGACAAUCAUGCCAUUGCCAGUCCUCGAGGAGCUUGAUAGCCAAUGUGCUGGGGGGGACGUGAGCAACAGCAGCAUCAGUAGCAGCAGUAGCAGCAGCUGCAGCAGCGAGGACAGCGGCGGCGAUGGGAGCGGGGACGAGGGGUUGGAUGAAAUAUGGAGUGGAGCCCCGAUGCAUCCUUUCGACCCCGGGAAGGCUGAGGGGAACGUGAGCAGCGGCAGCGGCAGCAGCAGUAGCGGCAGGAGCGAGGAAAGCGGUGGUGAUGGCAGCGGGGAUGAGGGGUUGGAUGAAACCUAGAGUGGAGCCCCGACGCACCCCUUCGACCCCGGUACGACAUCUUCGCGUGGCGUGAGGAGACGGGGGGCGGUACCAGGGGUAGCGUACCCCUUCGAUAGGGGCAGGAACGGGAAGCUCCGGCGGCGACACCGGCGGCAGCGGGAGUAGCGACGGGAGUGGC
Messenger RNA from Ectocarpus sp. CCAP 1310/34, 765 nucleotides. NCBI's taxonomy places the organism in Eukaryota, Phaeophyceae, Ectocarpales, Ectocarpaceae. The record is from the annotation of a GenBank genome assembly.